Molecule: messenger RNA, 6058 nt
Organism: Brassicogethes aeneus
Lineage: Eukaryota; Metazoa; Arthropoda; Insecta; Coleoptera; Nitidulidae
Source: the annotation of a GenBank genome assembly
UUUUAUUAGUUAGUUUUAAAGAAUGUGCUGUGAUAACCAAAGAUGUAUUUAUUAGUCGUUAUAAAUAUUUUAUUCUUAUUAUUUCCCUUAUAUAUUACCGCAAGCGAAAAUUCCCGACACAAAAAUGAAUUGGAAGAAUUAACUAAAACGUUUUUUAAUAAUUUAAGAGCACUGCCAGAAUUAUUGGAAGAGACACAUUUGUCUGAAAAAUCCAAAGAAUUUAUUCAAAAACAGAUUAACUAUUACAAAAACCUUAAUUUUCUGGAAGAUAAGGAAUCAAGGUUAAAAAAACGCAGUUCAAAUGAUCAGUUGGUUAAUUACACUAAGAUAUUGUUGGAACUGUCUCCAAUUUUAAAUAUACCAAGCGAAUAUCCUUUGGACAUAGUUCUAGGAAAAAAGGAUUUCCAUACGUAUGCAAUAACUUUAGAAAAGUAUGGGCAAUUAUUAACAAUAUAUAAAUAUAAUAACAUAACUUUUGAAAAGCAAGUGUCCAUUUCUAUAACAAAUGGUGUAAAGGUCGAUGCAUUUCCAUUAAAAUCAUCCCUUAUAAUCGCAGUGGCUGAAAAUAGAAAUACAUCCAAUAAACUGGAAGAAAAAACAAAAAUAUAUGAGUGGGAUUUCAGAAAUAGUUUAAAAGUUCGUCAGUCGAUUGAUGUUUCAUACGGAAGCGAUGUAAAAAUAUGGAAAUAUAAUGAGGAUAUUUUUAUGUCAAUUUUAAACUACAAAAACUCCAAUAACGAAUUUGAAACUGUAUCUCCAAUAUACAAAUGGACAGACAAAUAUUUUGAUGUCAUCCAAAAUAUUGAGACCAGUGGUGCGAAAACGUUAACACCCAUAUGGAUAAACGAUUUGCAUUUUUUGGCGGUAUCAAACUCAAAAAGGAAUUCUGGUAAUACUAAAACAUAUUCAGAAAUCUUGAAAUACAACACCCAAGCUGAAAAAUUUAUACCAUAUCAAAGAAUAUUAACACAGGGUUGUCAUGAUAUCAAAUAUUUUAAAAUAAGAAAAACCAACGAAUUUUUUUUAGCAGUUGCAAAUACAUAUAAAACAGACAAAAAUGGCACUAUUAAUUAUAACACCAACUCGUUUAUUUAUAAAUUUGUUGAUGAAUAUUUUAUGCCUCUCCAAGUUAUUCCCACAAAUGGUAUUAUUCAAUGGGAACCAGCUGCUGAUAUGGAAAACGGGUUUGUUCUUUUUUCAUUGGAUAAAAACGGUCAAAUAUUACCAUAUUACUAUGAUGGUUGGAGAUUUUCCUCGGAAAAACUUGCUGGAAUUAAAGCAACCAAUACAAUAAAGGCCAUUAGUUCAUAUUAUUUAGACAAAAAACUAAUUUUAGUCAUAACAAAUUCCAGUUCUAAUAUCGACAAUAUUAAUGUUUACGAAAUAAAAAUAGCACACGAUGAUAAGCUGGAAAGAAAAUACAAUGAUAUGCUUAGCUGGUGCCAGAGUAGUAUUAAAAAUAUUAAAGAAAACAAUAAACAUCCCAUCACCAAAAGACAAACUAAAUUUGAAACAACAUCUUUUACAUCCUUAGAAAAAAUACACCAAUCUUUAGAUGAAUGCAAACUCCAGGUGAGCGAACUCGAAAAGAAAUCAAAAAACACUUAUCAAUUUAACAGCAAACAUAUCAUCGAUCAUAACAUUGAAGCUAACCAAAUUAUAUUUACCAAAAAUUUAGAAAUAAUGAACACCCAAACCAAAUCAAUUAAUGGCAUAAAUUUACACGAUUUAAAAGAAAAUAUUAUCGAUAUUAGAAAAAAUACACACAUUAAAACCCAAAUAAGUUUUGAAACUUUACAAGUCAAUAAUUUCUCUGAAAUAACAGUAAUUAACAACCACCAGGUAAAAGAUAUUAUGCAUACUUAUGAUAAAAUGCAUUUGGAGUCAUUGAAAAUAAAUGGAGAGGCUGAAUUUAACCACAACAUCUACACAUCAAGUGUAAAUAAUAUGCAGCUAGAUAAAAGCAAUGUUUUACUCAGCAAGGGUAAUCAAAAAUUCGAAAAUUUCCACCAUGGCUCAAUUAUUGUCGAUGAUCUGCAAGCCAAAAAUCUGAAUGAACUGGAUUUGACUAAUCCUGAUGCAUUUAAACAUAUUGGAGAGACGAUUAAAAAGCUUGAGACUCUACGUGCUAAAAAUGUCGUUGUUGGUGGUUUUCUAAAUGAUAUCGAUGUGAAAACCCUACAUAAGUAUGCUUUAAGAAAGUCUGGUGAUCAAGUAAUAUCAAAGCCAUAUUUCUUCGACUCUUUAGAGGCCAAUAAUAUGUUGAUUGAAGGGUUAUUGCGUGAGAAAAAUGUUUUGGAUUUAAUUUCAAUAAGUAACGGCGUUUAUGAUACAAAUAAGGAUGUAUUGUUUAAUAAAGAUGUAUAUAUUGUUAGCCUUAAUGCCACUAAAUCAGUUGAUGGAAUUCCAGUUAAAAAUGGACAGCUGAUGGUUUUACUAAAGGAUUCAGAUAAAACACAGUACAUAAAGGGAAAGAAGUUUAUCGAUAACCUCGAUAUAUUAAAUCUAAUAAGACUACGUGGCAAGAUUCUUAACAAAGAACUCUCAGAGAAGAACACAUUAGCCAUAGUGAACGAUAAAUUAAAGUUAGACAACGAUAUAAGAAUAUCAGGUGAUGUCACCAUCGAAGCCCUUCUUAACUGCAAAAACGUUGUAACUCAAGAUCACCAACUUUCACUCAAACACCUCAAAUCCGAAGGUCUUCUAUUGGAGGACUCGGAAAUACCACUUCAUCUAAAUUUAGUUCAACCGCUGGAAGUGGUCGAGAUUUACGUCGAUAAAAUUAAUAAUGCCUCUACGAGUUCGUGGGUUUUAACAGGGGUUAACGAAACUCAAUUGAUUGAUGGAUGGAAGCAAGUUGUAGGGGAUUUGGCUGUUACAGGUGGCACCAGUGCUUAUAAAAUUAACAAUAUCGAUUUGUCCGAUAUGGAAAAUAAUAUUUUGUUGAAGCACGGCGAUCAGGAUAUUAGUGGUAAACAUGUUCUCAAGCAUCUUGUUGCAGAAAAUGGUAUGUCAUACGAAACCCUUUCCUUUGGACAAAACCAAUGGGAUGACGUAUUAACAAUAUCUGGAGAACAAACCCUAACAGGAAACAACGAAUUUGUUCAAGACACAACUUUUGAUAACGCAAGGGUUUCUAAAAUUAUUAUGAAUGGUUUUAUAAAUGGUAUUGACUUAAGUGAAGCACUUAAUGAUGUAGUUAUUAAAAAUUCCACCCAAAAGAUAUCAGGUCAUAAAAUAUUUAAAAAUUUAAAUGCAGAAGAAAUACACGUUGGCGAUGAUAAUAUUAAAAAUACAAUGGAAAUGGUGAAAGAAGAGUUAAGCAAAAUUGAAAUAAAUCAAAAUGUACAUAUUACCGAUAAACUUAAUACAAAGAACGUCUUUGUCAAAAAUCUUUUAAAUAAUAAACCAUUAAGUGAAGUUAAUAAAAAUGAUGAUACUGCUGAUAAUAAUGAAUUGCUUGAAAUAAAUGAAGACCUAGACUUUGACACCAUUACCAUUUUCAGCACUGCUUACAUAUCCUCAAAUAAAAUUAACGAUAUCAGUUUAGAUCAUAUAGUUAAUGGAUCUGUUAAAAAAGAUGAACCAUUUGAUUCCAAAAAUAUCGUUUUUGAAAAUUCUAUUACCAUCAAUAAGACUCUACAACUGGAUGGCCAAAUUGAAAGACUGGAUUUAAACAACAUCAUUAACUCCAACCCAAAUCAAACUCAGGCACUUGAAGAUGAGAAAAUAUUUAAUAACGCUUUUGUUGUUAACGGAAAUGUUUAUAUCGAUGGGAAAUUAAAUAAUUUGGACUUAAACAAAAUGUGUUUCAUGAAAAACCCUACAAAUCUUAAUAUUAAAGGGAACGUUGUUUUUGCCAAAGGACCAAAAGUAAGAACUAUCAACAAUCAUAUUGUUGACGAAAUUUUAAACAAUGCUUGGUUUGUUGAUACUACAACCUCUAUCAAUGAAAAUAUUAGGUUGAAUGAUGUACAAUUUCUGGAUAAUGUUACAAUUCAAGGAUCUUUGAACAGUGAAAAAUUGGAUCAACUAGCCAAAACUUAUUUAAGUAAAUCAAGAAACCAAACAAUUUUUGCCACUUAUACUUUUGAAGAUGAAGUACUUUUUGUAAAGGAUUUAAUUUCUCCAAUCAUUAAUACAACUGGAAAUAUAAACGAAAUAAACUUCUCUGCAUUUUUGCAAACUGUUUUGUUAAAUAACACUGAUCAAAUUUUUGAAACUCCUGUGUUUAUAGAAAACUUUAUAACCGGAGUUGUUAAUGGAGAGUAUAAAGUCAAUGAUUUGGAUUUGGAAAGCCAAGUAAUGAGAUAUGAUGUGGAAAAUAUAGUAACAGGAAAGAAAUCUUUUGAAAGUAUGAAAGUAAAUACUCUACACAUUAAGGAUCAUUUAGAAGUACAAAAAAUCGCAUUGGCUAAAUGGCUUAGAAAUGUUUUGCAAAAAGAAGGAGCAUACCAAGUCCAAGGAAACUAUACAUUUAAUGUGCCACCUACUUUUGAAAGUGGAAUAAGUCUUAAAGGAACUUUGAAUGAUAUAAACUUCAACAAAGACAACAUCAUGAUGGCUGAUAUUCCACAAGAAAUAACAGGUCAAAAAACAUUUAAAAGUGAUCCAUUGGAUCCAAUCCAUUUCAAAUCAGUCAAAAUAAAAAAAGGAGCGAUAAACGGAGUUUUCUUCUCGGAACUUAUGAGCAAUGAAGCGCGCUUAGACAAAGAUUCAACCUUUGAGAGUCCCAUGAAGUUUCACAAUAAUAUUACAGUGGAUAAUAUUAAUAUAAAUAAGCUUUAUAACGGUGUUAAUGUUACGGAGUUGCUAAAAAAUAUUUCCUCUUUGAAUUCGUUAAAUAACUUUGAUGAUAAUUAUUAUGAUCUAAAAAUGAUGGCGCAAAAAAUACAAACAUCACUGGAAAAUCAAGCGUACUUUUUAAACUAUUUUAAGCUUGUCAUGACCCUAAUUAAAACAAACCAUAUUAUGGGAAUGACUUUAGAAGAUAAUAUUGAUAUAAUGUUAACUUUUUCAAAUAGAAGCAAUAUUUUGGAAGUUGGAAAAUUUGUUUUAAAUCCAGAUGCUGUAACCAUUUUACCACAAGAUGUGAUUGUAAUGGGGUCAUAUCCAAAUGUCAUUGUGAAAGUUAAAUUGGGUAAUAAAGACAUGUUGUACUUUGAAAGAGAACUCAAUAGGCAUAAUAACAAAGGUGCUUCCCACAUUGGAGAAAUUGUUAAUAUCAAACCAAACAAUACUGUGGACAUAUUAUAUAAAUUCAUAAACAACGGUUCUCAAUUUGUGUCAUCAUUUCAUUUAACAUCAAUAAAUGAAGAUUGUCUAGCUUUCAUCGAUCUAAGUGAAACAAAUAUACAAAUAGCAUGUGAAAAUAAUGGAAACAUCCAUUACCUGCCUCCUUUAAGCCACAGAACUGCACACGAGCUGCAAUUUAUGAAUAUCCUAAACGAAACGUACAUGGUGGUUAUUUCUCACGAGUUUGAACAUAAAGCAUCUUGCACAGAAAUUUUAAAAUUCGAUCCCACUUCAUUGGAGUUUAAAUCGCAACAAAUUAUAUACGAAGAUAAACCCAAAGCAGUUCACUCGAUACUUUAUAAUGGACAACAUUAUUUAGCGGUCGUUUCAGGCCAUAUGCAAAACACUAUGAUAUUUGGAGAGGUCACAAUAAGAAGAUUUAACUUCACUUCUAAACAAUUUGAAGUAUGGCAAGUUCUCAAUCUAAAGGCCCCACACAAAGUUCAGUUCAGUAUACUUCCUUCCAACGAGUUGGUACUCUACGUUUUAACCGAAAGUCCUACAGAACCUUUUAUCGUUUACAUUUACAAUGGAAUAUCUGGUUUUACCGAAAUUAUCAAGGGUUCCACCGUACCAAAAGCAAGAUACUUAAAAACAUUUACGUUAAAUAACAACGUAUUUGUGGCGACUGUACACAAAGAUGAAAUAAGCAUUAUGCAGGGCAUAUUUAAGGGAAAUAAAUUGCUAUUGUAGGCAGUUUUUAUGUACAAAGUGUUAUUUGUUAAUUUUUGUUUAUUUGUUAUAAAAUAUAACAUGUUAAAGU